AUGCUUUUUGCUGAUGAUAUUGUAUUAGUAGCUGAGUCUCGGACCGAGGUUAAUGUCAACCUCGAACGGUGGCGUACAUCGCUAGAGGGUUAUGGAUUGCGAUUGAGUCGUUCUAAAACUGAGUAUUUAUGGGCCAAUUUCAGUGAGGAGAUUCAUGAGGAGGAUGUAAUUGUAUGCAUCGCGGAGGUCCGUGUACCACAAACGAGUACUUUUAAAUAUUUGGGUUCGAUGAUUCAGAGUAAUGGUGAUAUUUCUGCGGAUGUGACUCAUCGUAUUUUGACAGGAUGGUUACGCUGGAGGUCUGCUACUGGUGUGUUGUGUGACAAAAAUGUACCGUUGAAGUUGAAGGGUAAAUUUUAUCGGGUGGCAAUUAGACCGUCAUUACUAUAUGGUUCUGAGUGUUGGCCAUUGUGA
Daucus carota subsp. sativus is the source of this 414-nucleotide messenger RNA. RefSeq lists its product as uncharacterized. The transcript has a single exon. The coding region runs from base 1 to 414 and encodes 137 amino acids. NCBI's taxonomy places the organism in Eukaryota, Viridiplantae, Streptophyta, Magnoliopsida, Apiales, Apiaceae. The record is from RefSeq and is a predicted model, not a curated record.